Messenger RNA from Dreissena polymorpha, 1245 nucleotides. RefSeq lists its product as uncharacterized. The record is from RefSeq and is a predicted model, not a curated record. NCBI's taxonomy places the organism in Eukaryota, Metazoa, Mollusca, Bivalvia, Myida, Dreissenidae. The transcript has a single exon. The coding region runs from base 41 to 1039 and encodes 332 amino acids.
UUUGUUUUUGAAUCAAUUGCGAAAACAAACUUAGAUAAUCAUGUUCAGGUUUAAAUGCAAAAGCAGAAAAGGAUGUGUUCUUGUGUUAUUGACGUUGAUUUUUGUUUUUAUAAUAAACAGGUUCGUUCGAAAUAUCUCAAGAACAGAUAUUAUGAAUCACGGAAUCAUGUCGGAUUCAAAUUCAGCAUACUCAAAAACUUUGACAGGAUGCUGGAGCAGUUCUAGGGCUUGUGUUAGAUUAUUUGAUACGUCCAAGGACUAUUCAAAUGCAAGCCAAAUUAAUGUAUGCGUUUAUCAAAUAGUCCCGACUAUCAAAAAAGCGAUAAUAUGCAUUUAUGAUCCUAAAACGGACAUAUAUAUCUCGAAAUCAAUAUUGAACAACGGCAAUUGGGAAGGAGCGCUAAUUGGAGAAGUUUUAAAUCUACUAAGAACAGACCAACACAUGGAGUUCUUAGAUUUGGGAUGCAAUAUUGGUGUGUAUACGAUAUCGGUGGCAACUUUAGGUCGCCGAGUGACGGCGUUGGACGCGAACCGGAAGAAUCUGGAGAUGCUUCUGACGUCCUUGCAGAUUGGAAACCUCACAAGGAAUGUAACUAUGCUUUGGAACGCUCUGUCGGACAAAUCGGAAGUGGUAAACCUCAAGGAAGACGCCGGGAAUGUUGGCGGCAUGGCGAUUGUGAGUGGCCAAGAAUUGGCACCUGAUUUCGAAAAUAGCACAAUAGCUGUAACGCUUGACGAUUUAGAGGUCAUGUUCAGAAAGAAAAAGUUGCUGAUCAAGAUGGAUAUUGAAAGGUAUGAGAUGAAAGCGCUCUUAGGAGCCAAACGGUUCUUUGAAUACGUGAACAUUCGAUACUUGAUUAUGGAAUGGAUGCAUCACGCCGAGACAGAUACUGGUUUAGAAAUUAUUCAGUUCCUGUCAGCUCGAGGUUUUGUUCCAUACGCGCCCAACGACAGAACAAGACCACUGCAGCAAGAGACGAGAAAUAAAUGGCCAAAUGACAUUCUGUGGAAGCAGACGGACAGUGGAAUCGACAAAUAAUCCAUGAACGUGUAAAAUAUACACAUUAUAAAGCCUGUUAGUUCCGAUUAGUUUUAAUCUUUGUUAAAUAUUGUAAAUACAAAUAUUUGAUAUGACCAACGUCAUUUCAAAUAAAAUUUGUAUACAGGUAAAGACAUUAUAAUAGUAGCCAUAAAUUUAGCGAGCUUUACAACGACGUGUUAAAUAAAUAUGGUGUUUAAUGACAA